Molecule: messenger RNA, 1882 nt
Organism: Gasterosteus aculeatus aculeatus (three-spined stickleback)
Lineage: Eukaryota; Metazoa; Chordata; Actinopteri; Perciformes; Gasterosteidae
Gene: serpinb1l3
Product: serpin peptidase inhibitor, clade B (ovalbumin), member 1, like 3
Biological process (GO): negative regulation of endopeptidase activity
Molecular function (GO): serine-type endopeptidase inhibitor activity
Source: RefSeq, a predicted model, not a curated record
ACUAUCCCUGACGUGAAGGCGGAAGCUCGUGCGGCUUUUCGGGGCGGGUCAGCUGGAGUGUAAAUAAUAAAACCGGGGGGUGGAAACAGAAGUCUUCCUGUUACGUUUGAGGACUACACAGAAAGUCGUCGGUAAGACAAUGGCAUCACCCACCCCUCUGUCCAAGGCCAACACCACCUUCUCUCUGGCUUUGCUCAAAAAGUUUGGAGAUAAAGACAAGACCGCAAAUGUCUUCUACUCCCCCUUCAGCAUCUCUUCAGCCCUGGCUAUGGUGAUGCUGGGGGCCAAGGGCAACACAGCCACGCAGAUGUCAGAGGUCCUCCGCUUCACCGAGGCACAGGAGCCCCGGCACGCAGGAGCAGGGCAGGUGCAGAUGCAGCAGCAGGCCUCGUUCAAACUGCCACCGCAUCUGCAGAAGAGGUGCCUGAAGACCCAGGGUUGUCAGGACGACGUCCACGUUAGCUUUGCCCAACUGCUGAGCGAGCUCAACAAGGCUGGUGCGCCGUAUGCCCUCAGCGUCGCUAACAGACUCUACGGGGAGAAGUCCUACGAGUUUGUUGAGGAUUAUUUGGGAAGCACGAAGAAGCACUACAGCGCAGAGCUGGAGGCCGUGGACUUUGUGAGCGGGUCAGAAGCGGCCAGGCUCAACAUCAACAAGUGGGUGCACGAGCAGACUCAAGGUAAAAUUAAGGACUUGCUGGCCGAGGGUUUGCUGGACGAAUACACCAGACUGGUGCUGGUCAAUGCCAUCUACUUCAAAGGCAACUGGAACAAGAAGUUCCAAGAGAGUGCCACUCAGGAUGUUAAGUUCAGGAUCAACAAGAAUCAGACCACGUCAGUGAAGAUGAUGCACCAGAAAUCCAAGUUCCCCGUGACCUACAUCCCAGAAGCCAACUGCCAGGUCCUGGAGAUGCCUUACAAAGGAAUGGAGCUCAGCAUGCUCAUCUUUUUGCCCAGUGACAUAGAGGACAGUACAACGGGUCUGGAGAAGCUGGAGAAGGCGCUGACGUAUGACAACUUUGUGGAUUGGACUCGUCCAGACAUGAUGAAUGAAGUAGAGAUUCGGGUGGGGCUGCCUCGGUUCAAGAUGGAGGAGAACUACGACAUGAAGAAUGUCCUGGUCAGCAUGGGCAUGGUGGACGCUUUCGACCCGGUGAUGUGUGACUUCUCUGGCAUGGCCCCCGGCAACGACCUGGUGCUGUCCAAGGUCGUCCACAAGGCUUUCGUGGAGGUCAACGAGGAGGGAACUGAGGCUGCCGCCGCCACCGCCGCCAUCAUGAUGCUGCGCAUGUCCAUGCCAGCCUCCUUCAUCGCGGACCACCCCUUCCUCUUCUUCAUCCGACAUAACCCGUCUAUGAGCAUCCUCUUUGCCGGCCGAUACUGCUCCCCUAAGUGAGCACGCCGCUUAUGGCGGUGUUUCUCAACAGAAAGUGGUGGAGGAGGGUGGGGGAGGGAUUACAAAAGAUUGAUUGCACCUUCAACACCAGAAUGACAAGGGGAGUCUGUGGCGUUGCUUUACGUUCUUGCACUGUUAUCUUUGGCGCCUAAUCUCACCCUCAGGAUCUGGUUUACUCAAUGUCCGUAACGCACGUAUGACCCCGUUUGCUGCACCAUCAACCCUUAACCUCCUUUAUCUAUACCAUUGAAUUCAUCUUAUCUUAAAGCCUUAAAAGCUUUGAAAACGUAUGCCUUAAUCCAGAUUCCUGUUUUUUUUCACUCACCUUUAUCUGCAGAACAUGCAACUUUCGAAUUUGAUAUGUUCACUCAACCAAAGAGAGUGUCCAUUAGUUUGCACCAUUAUCCAUGUGAUAAACAUAAACGAAGCCCAUUGAAUGUAACCUUAUGCUCUUACAUGUGGAAUAAAAGUGUGUGGUUAAAAAAA